This is a messenger RNA of Sphenostylis stenocarpa, 1812 nucleotides long. Lineage: Eukaryota; Viridiplantae; Streptophyta; Magnoliopsida; Fabales; Fabaceae. The record is from the annotation of a GenBank genome assembly.
AUGGCAAUUGUAAUCGAAGACUUCUUCAAGGAGAGGAAAUACCCUUUCAUUUUCACUCUUUUAAUAUUGCUCAUUUGCGUCACGCUCUUCCUUUUCAGUUUCUCCAACACCACCUCAAACCCUGUUGCUUUCUAUUCUGUUAUCCAACACCAAGCCCCCCCUCUUCAUGCUUCAAAACCCAAAGAGCAAGAGCUACCUCCAAACGUAACCAAUGUCACAGCUGAAGAAGACCAAGGUUUGCCCCAAGAGGAGCAUGCUGUGAGCAUCGAUUGGAAGCUGUGUGAGGACCCGCAGACUGUUGAUUUUAUUCCCUGUUUGGAUAAUUCUAAGGCCAUUAAGGCUCUUAAGUCGAGGAGGCACAUGGAGCACAGGGAAAGGCAUUGCCCUGAGACUAAUCUUCGCUGCUUGUUGCCUCUUCCCAAAGGGUAUAAAGUCCCCGUUCCGUGGCCUAAGAGCAGAGAUAAGAUUUGGUAUAAUAACGUCCCGUAUCCAAAGCUGGUGGAGUACAAGAAAGACCAACACUGGGUAGUAAAGUCUGGGGAAUAUCUAGUUUUUCCAGGUGGUGGUACUCAAUUCAAAGAUGGAGUUGAUCAUUAUAUUGGUUUCAUACAAAAGACAUUACCAGCAAUUAAAUGGGGAAAGCAUACCAGGGUUGUUCUAGAUGUUGGCUGUGGUGUAGCUAGCUUUGGUGGCUAUUUGCUGGACAAAAAUGUUAUUACCAUGUCAUUUGCCCCAAAGGAUGAACAUGAAGCUCAGAUACAGUUUGCUUUGGAACGAGGAAUUCCUGCAACUCUUUCUGUCAUUGGAACACAAAAGUUGACUUUUCCUGAUAAUGGAUAUGAUUUGAUACAUUGUGCACGAUGUAGGGUUCAUUGGGAUGCAGAUGGUGGGAAGCCCUUAUUUGAGCUCAAUAGGAUUCUUAGACCUGGUGGUUUCUUUGCAUGGUCUGCAACACCAGUUUACCGUGAUGAUGAAAGAGAUCAGAAAGUAUGGAAUGCCAUGGUGGAUAUAACAAAAGCCAUGUGCUGGAAGGUUGUGGCUAAGGCUCAAGAUUCAUCUGGAAUUGGACUUGUUAUAUAUCAGAAGCCUACCUCAUCUUCUUGCUAUGAGAAACGUAAAGAGAACUAUCCACCUUUAUGUGAAAAUGAAGAUGGGAAGAAUAGCUCAUGGUAUACCAGGCUCAAUAGUUGCCUUACUCCUCUUCCGGUUGAUGAUAAGGGUAACCUGCAGAGCUGGCCUAAGCCGUGGCCCCAGAGGCUUACCAGUAAGCCACCAAGCUUACCUACUGAUUCAGUUUCCAGGGACAAGUUCUUGAAGGACAGCAAACACUGGUCUGAACUAGUUUCAGAUGUUUAUUUAAAAGGUCUUCCUAUAAAUUGGUCAAGUGUUCGAAAUGUAAUGGACAUGAAUGCUGGUUAUGCAGGAUUUGCAGCAGCUCUCAUUGAUCUACCAGUCUGGGUGAUGAAUGUAGUACCUAUUGAUGUGCCUGAUACUCUUAGUAUUAUAAUGGACAGAGGGUUAAUAGGAAUGUAUCAUGAUUGGUGCGAGUCCUUUAGUACCUAUCCUCGCACAUACGAUCUUCUUCAUUCUAGCUUUCUUUUCAAAUAUAUUGAGCAAAGAUGUGACAUUUUAGAUGUGGCUGUGGAGUUUGAUCGCAUAGUGAGACCAAAUGGAUAUCUCGUGGUUCACGAUUCUCUUGAGAUGCUUAACAAGCUCAAUCCAAUCUUGCGUUCACUUCACUGGUCUGUAACAUUGCAUCAAGAUCAGUUUCUUGUAGGUAGGAAGGGUUUCUGGCGACCUACGAGCUCUUGA